Pyricularia pennisetigena is the source of this 3111-nucleotide messenger RNA. RefSeq lists its product as uncharacterized. Lineage: Eukaryota; Fungi; Ascomycota; Sordariomycetes; Magnaporthales; Pyriculariaceae. The transcript has 2 exons. The record is from RefSeq and is a predicted model, not a curated record. Bases 1 to 3111 code for a protein of 1036 amino acids.
AUGAGCAAUCCAAAAGCAUCGUCCGAGUAUCUAAAAUCUCGUGUGAUUGAGCUUGGAAUCACUCGCAGGGUCAAGGACGGCCGCAUGGUGACUGUAUUACUAGAGGAUAAGAGCGAGAAGCUGCGUUCCCGAGAAAGCAGCGCCACUCAUGCGUCACUACGUUCGACAUCAUGCAGCGGUAUGACGCGAUUCCAGGCCGCCCGCGAGGCUGCUCGGGCUUGGAGCGGCGGGAAGAAGAUGUCGAGAAGGGGCUACUCUUCACCAGCUUCGCAGGAGUCGGUUCAAUCCACCCGGAGCGCGCCGGUUUUGGUCCGCCACAAAGCUCUGUCGCCAUCAAAAUUGGACGGCAAAAGUCCUAGCCAGGGCGCAUCGUCGAACCAAAAGCUUGAAGGCUAUGAGUCGACGGCAAGCAGCACAACCAGCGUCUCUAACCAAUCCUUAUCCAAUACUGAUCAGAGAAUAUUGCCGUCUCGUCGCUCAAACCGCCAAAGGAAGGAUGACCGCAGGCGCGCAUCGCACAGCCGACAUCACGCUGGACAUAACGAAGAUCAGAAGAAGACCCAAGGUCCCAGCACUCUGGUGGACACGCAAGCUUCCGUGUAUAUAUCCGGUCAAGGCUCAGAAAAGGUCACCGGGCCUGAGAUCUCUCAUCCCAGAGCAUUCAGGAACGUAACUGAGACAGCCCAGGACCUUGGCCAACAAGCUAACAGUACCCCCGUGCACUCAAAUCCUGUACCAAACAUAUCCCAUACCACUUUUUCAGGAUUUGUACAGAAUCAGCCACAGUAUCAUCAUCAUCUCAAUACCUUCGCCGCUCAACAUGCUGCCGAAGGAAUGGGAGCCACUCCAGUCAUUCUCCGGCCUUCGGACCAGGACACCACGAACGGAUACCAUGUGUACUACGUAUCUCAUAGCUAUCCAUGUCAAGUUCCGUUUUUUUCACCAUCGGCCGUCAUGCCCCAGCUUAUGAGCUCUAAUCAAGUGGCAAAUUCACGAGUCCAGACGGUAACAGCUUCUCAAGCUGCUCAAGCGGCUGCUCUCACACUGGUGCCCACUGGGGAUAAGGAGCUAAGGCAGUCCAAGAAUGGCACUUCUAGCGGCCAGGUACCUCAGCACCAGGUGCCACAAGUUGUCAUUUACACGGCCGCCAGCUCUGGUGAUAGCACCGCAACGCCUCUUGUUUCACCGACGUACAGCGUCGAUUCCUCUCAGCCCUCAGGCCUUGGAGCUGCUUCCACGGCCGUCAGUGACAGCAACACUGCUGUAAGCAACAAAAAUCACACCAAGAGUCGCCCGACCAGAAACGGAGAAUUUGGCAGGAUAUCGCUUGACUCGGAAGCCGGACCUCGGCCGGAUAGCAUGCAAUCUGAGGCCAGCACAAAUUCUAAAGCCACCAGCCACGCCCAUGGACGCCUCCUGGGACCUUUGAGUAAGCACUACUUCUGCUUUGGUUGUGGCAGAGUCAGAUCCAAACGAUUUCACAGGCAAAACCCCAUCAAGGAUCACCAGGAUCCAGACACCAACUACUGUGCAAAUUGCCGUCGCGCGCACGCAGAGAAUGCAGCACAUAACUCGGUCUCGUCGCCAUCCUCGGCUUAUCCCGAGAUUGUGAUGCCAGAGUCGUCAAGCAUUGGAUCUACGAGCCACUUGAGCCACUUCAACAAGUACCAAUCUCUCCGAGAGGGCUUUGUGGGACGACUGCCGGACACUCCAACAAGAAAAUCGACUAGACGCGAGGGCAGUAACCUCCUAUGUGGCUCCCCGGAGCAGAACUGUCUGGUAGCAAGUCGCCAGAAGUCAACUUCCAGGCUCACUACACCUACAAGACAGACUCUUCCUGGAUCUCGCUCUGUGAGGGCAGGCUGUGGUCUCCGGAUCGUCCACAAUCGAGCUUACCGACCACCCAGCGUCGAGUCUGUCAUCGACUCCUCCCUCGAGUAUGCCAACGAGACGCCGAGGUGCGAGAAGCCACGAUCGCAGACCCUGCUUUUCUCUGCCGAUAAUGCAGGUGCAGCUGCAACGGAAGUCGUUCCAGGCGUGUCUGGCCUUCAACGCUCUGAUGAACUGAGGACUUCUCCUCUGAGCAAUGAGCCGAAGCAGGUUCGGUUUGAUCAGCGACUUGAUGAGUGGUUCAGCCAGUCUUCGCAAGUACACGCAGACGGCAGCGAGUACAGCCAAGAUUGCACGGUCCAAAAAGGCCGUGGCAACAUCGAGAACCACGAAGCCACCGUCGCUGAUGGAAACUCGAGCAACAGCUCACCCACUAUCCUUGGAGAGGGUCGAGUUCGUGAAGGCAAUGAUCCUUGUGAAGAUAUUCUACACAGUGAAAAGGUUAAUGAAGAUGAAGACGAGGAGGACGAGGAUGACGACGACGAUGAUGAUGAUGAUGAUGACCCAUUCGCUAUCCCAGCUCGCUCUCACAAGCCCAAGCUCUUCCCCGUCACCAUUCGUAUGGUCAGAGAUGAGUCGGUCGUGUCUACCCGACAGGAGUCGGCCUCACCGACACCCGUGCCACGCUUUCGAAGUGUAUCUGACAGGGGCAGUCCUAUGAGGAACUUUUCCGAGAAAUUGGCGGCCACUAAACACGAUCCCAUACCUCUACAGCCUCAAUCCCCCUUUGCAUCUCUUCAACCCCGCGGAGGGGAGACCUCCAUCACGGGCUCCCGCUGUGGUCAAGAAUCAGAGCCAGCCGGUGAGAACCACUCGGAGGUAGAUGCGCUCCCGGUUAGCAGACCUCGACGCGUCGCGCCGGCUCCGGUAUCUACCUCGGCCUUUCAGUUUCGCGCCAGCGGCCCACACAACUACUCUUCCCUGCCUCCAGCCCCGGCCUCAGCGCCCCCGACACGCAAGGCUUUCGAUUUCUCCUCACUAGCCGACGACUACCGAGACAAGUCAGAUCCCUUCUACUGCCACUCUCUGUCAGAGCAGGAGCUAGAGCAGUGCUUUCAAGAGCCAGACGGAGCCGACUCCUGGACUGGCUGCGAUACAGAGGCGGGCCUGGAUGGUUUUGCAGAGUAUGAAGAGGGCGGCUCUAAUCUGCUCGACGAAGAGGACAACGACUGUGCCUAUGCCCCUCUGCACCCUGAUGAUGUGUACUUUUCCAUGGAGUGA